GAGACUUCGCAGACACACAUAAAGCAGAGUCCAGCGGCCCCUCUCAGCUGGUUCGUGGAUCAUGGAUGCCAAUGUUGUUGUGAUGGGAUCUGAAAGCGUCGGCAAAUCAGGUAAAAAAAGAAAAAUCCUGACAGAUUUCACUCACAUGCAUCAAACUUUUUGUUGCUUAUGGUAGAUUAUGUUUUUCAGCUCUGACUGUGCGCCUCUUAACUCGGAGAUUCAUCGGAGAGUAUGGAGAUAUCGGUAAGAGAGUUUUGCAAACAUUGAUUGUACGAUUCAAAUCAAUAACCCUCCACGAAUUCAACAACAACAACAACUUGCCUUUGGUUUUGCAGAAUCUAUCUACAGUCACAACUUUGAGACGGACGGGAGAGACAUCACGCUUAAUAUUUGGGAUAUUUAUGAGGUAUGGAAAAUACCAGAGUAGACUAUAACUUACUGAGUCUUCAUUAUUAGAAGAGAAAAGAUAGAAAACUAAUAACUUAAAUUAAUACUUUAAAAAGUUUAAUCAAAAUCUAAGCUUUUCUUUUUAGCCUUUUAAUGCCUGAAACCACAAAUUAUGGCCAGAAAAUUCUUUUUUUUUGGAGCUGAAAUGUUUAUUUCACUUACUACUGAAAACCAAAAAACAUCAAAAUGUCCUUAAAAUUUAAUAAAUAUAUUUAUUUAUCUCGUUUGAUACAUUAGAUGUUUUUGGAAACUGAUAAACCACAAGAGGAUAUUUUUAUCAUUUAUCGGACUGUGUGUAAGGUGUUUUUUUUGUAUUGAUUUGAUAGAAGCAUCAUUAAAGUAUGUAUAAAAUAUGAUACAAAAAGCAUUAAAGGGUUAACAACAUUAUAAGUUUAAAAACUUUCUGAAAUAUGACAUAAGCUCGAGACCCCCCAGACUUAAAUAUUAUUUUUACAGGCCUGAUAAGAUACUGAAUCUGUAUUUUGUUACUUUUUUCGGCAGGAUUUGUCAGUGGAGACGUCCCUCUCUGAGAAGAAGAUCCAGUGGGCAGAUGGCUUCAUUCUUGUGUACAGCAUCUGUGACAGAGCCAGUUUCAACAUCGUCAGCAAGCUCAUUCAAACCAUCAAAUCCACCAAAGACUACCUGAACACAGACAAAGUGCCUAUAGUGAUUGUGGGUAACAAAAGGGACCUGCACCACAGGAGGACAGUAUCCAGUGAGGAGGGCCGGCUGCUCGCCCUCAAAGCAGACUGCCUUUUCUACGAGGUGUCAGCAGCAGAGAACUACCACAGUGUCCUCAUGGUGUUUCAUGGGCUGGUGGACAGGAUAAAGGACACCAAGCUGGCCCUGAAGAGGCCUUCAGGGUUCAAAGGAAUAGUAAAGAGCAUGUCUGCAGUGUUUGCCAGGAGACGCACUGACUCCUUUUAGCAACACAAAGACAGAGGAGGAAGUUUUCUGUGAACUUGCACAAGACUGGAUGGAUAUCACAGUCUGCCAAACGUGUCACAUAGCACUUAGUUAAGAGUCUCGGACUUUAAAGGAAAGUCUGCAAGGACUCCGAGGAAUAGCAAAGCCAUGCAGCUUCAGGAAACACUGUAGAGUUUAUUUUGACAGUUUAAACUUAGUUACAGUGCAAACAAAACUGGUGAGAUGUUCAGUUUUAUUUUGAAUUUAUAAACCAAUUAUUAACCUCUGUGAGCAACAAGGUAUGCACUUUGCAGCUUUAAACACCAGCCAUGGCUUCAUAUUGGAGGAAAAUCUUUGCACAAAGUAAAUGUGCCUUUAUUAAAGAAGAUAACCAAAGAAAAUUUUCAAAAUUCAAGCUCUUAAUUUUACAAGUGAAACUUUUUUUAAAUGUGGGACAAAUGCUUUGCCUAAGUCUGCAAUCAAGCCUUUCAAGUAAAACAUGUAUAUUUGUAUUUAUUCAAGUUCAAACACUGUACAGCGGAGUGGUUUCUAUAUUUAUGAACUGUUUAUGAAUAGAUAAUGGGGUCUUAAAAUGAAGUUUGUGUAAAUCUUGUAUUGUGUCUUAAAUAAUAAAGCAUAAAACAUGCACA
This is a messenger RNA of Xyrichtys novacula (pearly razorfish), 2003 nucleotides long. Lineage: Eukaryota; Metazoa; Chordata; Actinopteri; Labriformes; Labridae. The record is from the annotation of a GenBank genome assembly.